AUGAAAACCCCUGUAAAUGAUAGGAUUUAUAAAGUUCGUGAUUUGAUUGAACGUCUCGUUAAAAAUUAUCAAUCUGUUAUGGAGCCAAGUGAAUAUAUGGCUAUAGAUGAGUCGAUGGUCUCUUUUCGUGGGCGUUUGAAAUUUCGGCAAUACAUACCAGGAAAAGCCCAUAAAUAUGGUGUUAAGCUUUUUAAAAUUUGCGAGGUGAAUGGAUAUACACAUGACGUGAAUGAUUACGCAGGCAAAAACCAAGUUGACGGCAAAGGCUUAGCAUGCAGAGUUGUCCUGGAGUUGAGUAACCCUUUUUUAAAUUCUGGACGGACAAUAGUUACUGACAAUUUCUAUACCUCUUUACCUUUGGCUAACAAACUUUUAGAAAACAACACUCAUCUUAUAGGAACUUUAAGAUCAAAUCGAAUAAGAAUACCUGAAAUUUUUAAAACAAAGCUACGACCUGGUGAAAUUAUCGGUAGAGAAAAUAUAAAUGGAAUUGUAGUCGCAAAAUGGCACGACAAAAGGUACGUUUCCAUGAUGUCCACUAAACACAAUAUUAACAUGGUCGAAACUGGUAAAAAAAAUCCUAAAAAUGAGUCUAUUUUUAAACCGCAAAUAAUAUUAGAUUAUAAUGCAGGAAAAGCUGGAAUCGAUCUAUCUGACCAACUUUCGAGUUAUAAUUCCCCUGUACGUAAAUCGAUUAGACGGUAUCACAAAGUUGCCACUGAAGUGUUACUCGAUAAAAAAAUAUCCAUCACAAAGUUCCGUGAAAUGUUAGUUGACGUAUUACUUGAACUAGACCAAUUGCAGAUUGCUAUAAUAUCAGAUCGUCCAACUACUUCAACUAAACAUGGCCGAAAAACUAAUCACAAAUUUGAAGAGACUGUAGAAAGAGAUUACCGUAACCGAAAAGUUAGAAAAAGGUGCCUUCAUUGCUACUCGCUCAAAACUACAGCUGUCGGUUCAAAAAAAGCUAGUGUUGAAACAAAAAAAUAUUUAAUACCAAGUUGUGUAUAA
Messenger RNA from Sipha flava (yellow sugarcane aphid), 1011 nucleotides. Its product is annotated as piggyBac transposable element-derived protein 4-like. The transcript has 3 exons. The record is from RefSeq and is a predicted model, not a curated record. Bases 1 to 1011 code for a protein of 336 amino acids. Lineage: Eukaryota; Metazoa; Arthropoda; Insecta; Hemiptera; Aphididae.